This is a messenger RNA of Fukomys damarensis (Damara mole-rat), 1586 nucleotides long. RefSeq names its product mitochondrial fission factor (gene Mff). The record is from RefSeq and is a predicted model, not a curated record. Lineage: Eukaryota; Metazoa; Chordata; Mammalia; Rodentia; Bathyergidae. Gene Ontology annotation, biological process: positive regulation of mitochondrial fission. The transcript has 12 exons. Gene Ontology annotation, cellular component: mitochondrial outer membrane; peroxisome. Bases 266 to 1252 code for a protein of 328 amino acids.
CUCUCCAGAGGGCCCGGGGGGACAGAAACGGCUCUAAGUAUAGCUGAUGCACAGUGAAGCAGGUUCAGGAUUUAAUAUGAAGCCCAGGAACAGAUAGUGCCAACACCAAGCGGUACUUGGUACACAUCUCUGGAAAAGCAGUGUCCGUGUUAUGUACACCUCCAAAAAAGUUCAGAUCUGUAGGGGAAUUGUUAUGUAAAGUAAACUGAACUGCAGGGUAGCAGUGUUUUAAUAGCUAUUGUAGGCGUGUCUUUACUGUAUUAAAAUGAGUAAAAGAACAAGCAGUGACACACCACUAGGAAGGGUUAGUGUGGCAGCGUUUCCUUCUCCCACUGCUGCUGAGAUGGCAGAAAUCAGUCGAAUUCAGUAUGAAAUGGAAUACACCGAAGGUAUUAGUCAGCGAAUGAGGGUUCCGGAAAAAUUAAAAGUAGCACCACCAAAUGCUGACCUGGAGCAAGGGUUCCAAGAAGGAGUUCCAACUGCUAGUGUGAUAAUGCAAGUUCCAGAGAGGAUUGUUGUAGCAGGAAAUAAUGAAGACAUUUCAUUUUCAAGACCAGCAGACCUUGACCUUAUUCAGUCAACUCCUUUAAAACCUCUGGCACUAAAAACACCACCUCGUGUACUUACACUAAGUGAAAGACCACUAGAUUUUCUGGACUUAGAAAGACCUCCUGCAACCCCUCAAAAUGAUGAACAGAUCCGUGCAGUUGGCAGGCUAAAAAGAGAACGCUCUAUGAGUGAAAAUGCUGUUCGCCAAAAUGGACAGCUGGUCCGAAAUGAUUCUAUGUGGUACAGAUCAGAUUCUGCCCCAAGAAAUAAAAUUUCAAGGUUCCAGACAUCGAUUUCAGCACCGGAGUACACUGUGACACCAUCGCCACCACAGGCUCGGGUCUGUCCUCCCCAUAUGUUACCUGAAGAUGGAGCUAAUCUUUCCUCUGCUCGUGGCAUUUUGUCGCUUAUCCAGUCUUCUACCCGUAGGGCUUACCAGCAGAUCUUGGAUGUGCUGGAUGAAAACCGCAGUGUAAGAAGACAAAAUGAAAUACGAUGUGAAAGACCUGUGUUGCGUGGUGGGUCUGCUGCCGCCACUUCUAAUCCUCAUCAUGACAACAUCAGGUACGGCAUUUCAAAUAUAGACCCGACAAUGGAGGGAGUGGCAGAUGACAUGAAUGUUGUUGAUGCAGCUUCAUUAAGACGACAGCACCUCCUCGUGGACAGAGAAGACCGUUACACCAAGCUGAAGAUAAGCAGCUGAGGCUGACCGUGAAGCUCAUGGGAGGGCCAUUGAAAGGGGCAAGAGUCCCAUAUUCUGUCUGAGGGGGUAAGCUCUGUAACACUGUCCUCUCAUGGUCUAAUCAAGGAAGGAAGGAAGGAAAGAAGGGUAGCCUUUCUAGUUUACAAACGUGAAGGAAGGGAAGUGGAAAAGAGCAUUUAAGUGAAUUUACAUUCUCACAAGGAACUUUUUUUUCCAAUUUGUGGUUGUGUUCAUUUUGCUCCAAAUGAAACUUGCCGUGUUAUAAUAAUUCUUUUGAUAAUUUAUUACAUUACCUUUUUUUAGCUUGCUUUAUUUAUUCAUUCAUUCAUUCAUU